Ylistrum balloti is the source of this 4217-nucleotide messenger RNA. Its product is annotated as beta-ureidopropionase-like. The transcript has 15 exons. The record is from RefSeq and is a predicted model, not a curated record. Bases 12 to 1175 code for a protein of 387 amino acids. Lineage: Eukaryota; Metazoa; Mollusca; Bivalvia; Pectinida; Pectinidae. Gene Ontology annotation, molecular function: beta-ureidopropionase activity.
AGCAGAUAAGGAUGGCUGCAGCAGAGCUGGAAAGUGUAGAGAAAGUUUUGGAGAAAUACAUACCUGCCGCUGAAUUAGCGGAGGUAAGGCGCGUCUUUUAUGGAAAGGAAUUGAGAAAACUCAGUCUACCAGAAGAUGUGUACUCUACAGCUGAUGAGAAAGAUUUUGAGGUUCAAGGUUACAGCUUCUGUGAGCUUGCCAAAGAGGAAAGUUUUCGUCCACCAAGAGUGGUGAGAAUUGGAGCCAUACAAAACAAGAUUGUCCUUCCUACAACAGCUCCUAUAUCCAAACAGAUUGAAGCACUGCAUAACCGGAUCUCUUAUAUCAUUGAAGUGGCUGCCCGAAGUGGUGUAAAUGUGAUCUGUAUGCAGGAGGCUUGGACAAUGCCCUUUGCUUUCUGCACCCGAGAGAAACAUCCUUGGUGUGACUUUGCAGAGCCUGCAGAAAAUGGUGCUACUACAAAACUCUUACAGGAGCUAGCGAAAAAGUACAACAUGGUAAUUGUUUCCCCAAUCUUGGAGCGAGAUGAAACUCAUGGAGACAUUCUGGCAAAUACGGCAGUGGUGAUAUCCAACACAGGUGAAGUGCUUGGUAAAUCUAGGAAGAACCACAUCCCUAGAGUCGGUGACUUCAACGAGUCUACAUACUACAUGGAGGGUGACACAGGCCACAAAGUGUUCCAAACACAGUUUGGAAAGAUUGCUAUCAACAUAUGCUAUGGCCGCCAUCACCCUCCCAACUGGUUGAUGUAUGGAGUGAAUGGGGCUGAAAUUGUCUUCAAUCCUUCUGCAACUGUGGGAGCACUAAGUGAGCCAAUGUGGCCGAUAGAAGCUCGAUGUGCGGCCAUCGCCAACAGUUACUUCACAUGUGGCAUCAACCGAGUCGGCACUGAAGAGUUUGCAAGGGAGUUCACUUCUGGUAACGGUAAACCAGCUCACAAAGACUUUGGACAUUUCUAUGGUUCCAGCUAUGUGGCAGCUCCUGAUGGCACACGUACUCCAGGACUUUCAAGGACUCGUGAUGGACUUAUGGUGGCAGAAGUUGACCUUAAUCUUUGUAGACAGGUCAAAGACGGCUGGUGUUUCAGGAUGACCCAGAGACUGGACAUGUAUGCUAAGUCACUGACUGAGGCAGUCAAACCAGACUACCAGCCAGACGUGGUCAAGGAGAAGUAGAGGUCACUGUUUUGUUGAAGGUAAAUAGCUCAAGGGAGAUAACCACUUUCAUCUCUCCAGAACUACCAGGGACAUCUUCGGAUAUACAAAUGCAAGGCCGUCUAAAGCUGAUGUCUUAUGGAAAGAAAACUUGUGUAUUCUUCUCAAUUAAUUAGAAAUCCAAGAACUUCUCUAAAUAUGAUAUACUUAUCCUAGUAUUGGCUAGAAUUUUUACCUUGUUUGAUCCAUCAUGCAUUGAUAUUGAUUUGUUAUCGAAAUUAUUUUCACUGUUAACCGAUGAUCACCUUAACUUGUAAAACCAAACAUUUUGAUCUAUUGGGUCUUUUACAAUUGUUAAUACAACUUGUAAAACUCAUUUUCAGAAUAAUUUUAUACAAUAUAUAUAUUACCCUAUACUGGUUGUAAAGUUUGAUCCCAUUAAUUGUUUUUAAAUGAAUGACCCUGUUUUUUUUUGACAUGUUUUUCUCAUACAUUUUUUUAUGUAAUUAAGAUGGGAAUCUUAUGGCCUAUCCAGUGAUGUCACAUUCAGUUGACAUUUUGGUGCUUAAUUGCAAAGGGAGAUAAUCUAAUAGCAUCACAGAUUUGUGAAAUGAAACAAGUUGAGAAGGUUUUUUCAAAUUUCGACAAAAUGAUGUACUAGAGAUAGAAUCUACUCAUAUGAAGUUGAGAUUAAUUUAUUUCAGUCUCUGGCUGACAUUCUAUAACAUCUCAUUCUCCACUUUGUCUCAAAUGAUUCUGUUAAAGAAUGUCAGCCCACGAUUGAGAUUAAUUAUACCCCCCGCAACAAAGUUAGGGUGGGGGGGUGUAUACUGGAAUCAGGUUGUCUGUCUGUCCGUCCGCCUGUCCGUCCAUCUGUCUUUCUGUCUGUAGACACAUUUUGUCCGGCUAACUCCUCAUAAACCUGUGAACCGAUUUUGAUGAAACUUUACAGGAAUGUUAAGGAUCAUGUGUAGAUAUGCAUGCCCCUUUCUUUUUUGAAAAUUUUGGUUGCCAUGGUAACUGGUCACUAUAAACAAGUUUUCUAAUAAAUGUCCAUAACUCCUCAGUUAUUUGACCGAUUGUAUUCAAACUUAGUAAAAAGAUGUCAUUCAGUAACGCCAAUAAUUGGACAUAUUAGAUGUUUCCCAAACUGUUACCGCGGAAACACAAUCCUGGCCUCUGAUUAUCAACCGAUUGCCAGAUGAGUUUGAGAUUGAUGUAGUACCCACUUAUUAUAGUGACCAUUAUUUUGUCUCUGUGGCCCUUCAGUGGAAAAUAUUACUUCAAUAAACAUGUAAGUAAUGCAAGACUCUCUUGAUCAUGAACAACAUGUAUUCCACCCCUUCUGAUUUCCAGAAAUGCAGGCACAUGCAGAAUAUGUCAAUUACUCUCAGAAUAACACUUUAACUUAUCCAUUGACUUGUUGCAGUGUGCGGGGGGUAUUGGUCAGCCAUCUAGGCGACAGUUCUAGUUGAUCUUGUACACAUAAAGGCAACAUAUUCUAUAAAUCUAUAAUAUAAAGCGGAGCUCAACAUUAAAAAAAAAAAAGAAAAAAUGAAAAUAAAAAAACCGUAAUUGAUACAUCAACUGUUUUCCUGGCAGUACAUUUACUCUUUUUAUCCUGGUGAUAUAGUGGACCAUGUUUUGAACUUGAGACCAGCAGUCUCUCGAUCAGCAUUCCCUCAUCUGAAUGUCUUCGUCUUAGGUGAAUGAUAGUGUCUACAUCCACUCACAUCAGCCUGAUGAAAACUACAAUAUCUUGUCGUAGGAAUAUUAUGUAAACACAUACAUCCAACUCACUAAGAAAAAAUCCCGCUGGAUAGAGUAGAGAACAUGGAAAGACAUUACGAAAAGUUUAGAUUUAACCAAGAAAAGAAAGAUUUAUCUCAUUUUGUUGGCUGUCAAUUAUUUUAAAAAUCAAGAUUGAUUUAUUUUAGAAACAUAUAAAUUUUAUGGACUUUUAUCAAUAAAAAUGAGAUUGAGAUGAAAAUGAUAACAAAUCAGAAUUUAAAUGUCAUUGAUAAAAGAUAUUGGCAGUUGUUUGUGCCUUGUUCAUCUCUUUUUUCAUACUUUUGUAAUUGAAGAAUGUUAAUCAAUAAAAUAAUUUCACAUCUGAUAUUGAAAAUUACAAGUAAUUUGAUGCUGUGAAAGUUUAAAUGUGCAUUUCAAUGUUUUUUUGACAUCUGAAACAAGCACAUUACGGACAUAGAUAUUUGUAUGAAUUUUGAAUUGCUACAUUGUCACAGAUUUUGUUAAAACGUUUUACUUUUAUAUUGGAUAUACAAUUUGUAUAUACAUUGUUGUUCUGGUGCUGUAUUUAAUUCACAAAUAAUUGUUAAAACUGCUGAAUAUUUAUGAAUGUUCAUAUCAGUAAUAGCUUCUCAGAUUUAAAUAUUAAAUCAUGUAUAUAAUAUUUUUUGGUAUACGUUCUGAUUGAAUAUGUACACACACUGCCUUGAGUUCAGUUGGGGGGAAGGGUGUGUGUAAAAGCAGACAGACUGGUGCAGCUUUCACACAAUACAGUCAUUGUAAGGAACUAAGGUGGCCAUAUUGUAGAUGCAUUUACUAUGAAUGAAAACAUGCAAACCGUCCAUAUUAAUAUAUUGCAGCUUUUACAAGAUAUGUAAAAUCUAAAGUGCGAUGUACAGCGGUUUGAAGAAAGAUUAGUUCAAAAAUUCAAUUUUUUUUUUCAUUCAGAAAAUCAAAACUAUUUUGAAAUGAAUGGAAGGGAUAGGUUUAUUAAUAUGAAUUAAACUUUCCUAAAUUUGAUUUUUUAAACUUUAAAAAUUGAAUUUCUGUCUAUAGUCUUGAAUUAAUUUAGAGCUUAUAACAUGUCUUCUAGUCACGGCAGAUUUUAUAUGCCAUUUGUAUUAGUCAAUAGUUUGUAUUCCCAGACGUACGAUUGAGGGGAGAUAACUCUGCAUGAUGUACAUUUUAGAGUCUAGGGGAGACAAUCCAUGUGUUCUAUUCUUACCGAUAGUACAGCGUAGAAUUCCCAUUAUGUAAAUGAAAUAUCAAGUUAUUUCAAAUAAUCAAACUCUAAAUAAAAAUCAUGUAAUCUUA